GGGAGGAGGAACAGACACUGCAGCAGGUCAAAGGUUUUGUGGGACUGGACAAGACUAUUUGUUCAUGCUUGAAAGAAGAUCUGUAUUUCCAUUUAACAGGAACUCAUCAAGUUACAAAAAGUGUUCUCAAGCCAAGUUAGUUCUCUAGCUUUCUUCACUCAAAUCACUUGAUCAGCAGACGAGAAAGCAGCAGGUAGAGAAAAAGGCAAAAUGCCACCCGUGAGAAAGAAGUUUAUUGAGAUUCUGGAAAAGGCAAUGGAAGAGGGUGAAAAGAUGACUCGAGAUGAGAUGCUGUUUACUUACGAUGGGGUUGUGUACCCCACUGCUCUUUGCAGUCCGGAGGUCUUCAAGGCUCUUGAGUCCUUUGAAGCAAGGAGUGAUGAUGUCAUGCUGGCUGGAUACUGUAAAUCUGGUACCAACUGGGUUGGCCAGAUAGUUACAGAUUUAGUAAUAACAUCUGCAAAGAAACAUGAACCAGACAAGCUUAAUGAAAAGCUACUGCUGGCAGAAUUUCCUUAUAUUGAAAUUGGAGAUACUGACAAGUAUAAGAGGAUGAACACCUAUCCAUCAAGGAGAGUUAUGUUUACUCACCUCCGUGCUGAUAAGCUUCCAAAAUCUGUCUUCGAGAAUAAAGCCAAAAUACUGCUGCUGCUUCGAAAUCCAAAAGAUGUAGCUGCAUCUUUUUUCCAUUUUUCAAACAAUUUUUCUCCAUAUCCGCCUUAUGACAACUUCAACGACUACUUCCGAGCUUUAAUGGAAGGAAAAAUGCCCUGGGGAAGCUACAUUGAAUAUCUUUGUGUGUGGAACAAGUAUAUCGAUAAAGACAAUGUCAUGCCAAUAACUUAUGAAGAAAUAAAAGAGAACCCAGUUGUGGGAGCCAAAAAGAUAGCUGAAUUCUUGGGCCUGAACCUAGAUGAUGAAGAUAUUUGUGGUGCUGCAGAGAGGAGCACUUUCAAGGCUAUGAAAGACAAUUCCAAAGCAACUCAUGGCGAAUUUGGAGCUGUCCUCUUCCGUAAAGGGGGUGUAAGCGACUGGAAGACACUUUUCAAUGAAGAAAACAAUCAGGAAAUGGACACAAUAUUUAAAAAGCGUUUAGGAGGAACCAAAGUGGGAGAAAAGAUAAAGUACGACAUUUACUGCAAGAUUUGAAGACUGAGGAAGGACCACUCAUAAAUGAUCACGUGUUGUCUCAGAAAACAGCAAGAGACUGACCUUCUUGAAAUGCAUUUAAUGAUAAUCAUACUUUUCCUCUGUGUGAAAAGGCAGUAGAAAUCAUAUCUACUUUUUCCUAUUAAUACUUUCAGCAUGAUUUAACUAUACAUAUAUACUGAGACUCUAUUCAAGAAUUGCUAAAUUCUUCUUUCAGAAAUAUAGUCUAGGUGAUACUUUAAUUUGAUUAGUCUUUUGUAUAUAUGCAAGCCUUAAAAUUACAGGGAGACUGUAACAACAUACAAAUACAUAUAUCUAUAGUUAAAAUAACUGAUAAAAUAGAUUUCAAAUGAAAACUUUUUGAACACUUUUUAUUGUUUCUGGCCAGCAUCUUGUAAUGCUACUCACAAAAUUCCAGAAGUUUAAAUUUUGAUCCACUGCCAUAUUGUCAGGUCUAUGUGCAAAGAA
Messenger RNA from Gekko japonicus, 1617 nucleotides. RefSeq names its product sulfotransferase 6B1-like. The transcript is spliced from 7 exons. Gene Ontology annotation, biological process: sulfation. NCBI's taxonomy places the organism in Eukaryota, Metazoa, Chordata, Lepidosauria, Squamata, Gekkonidae. Gene Ontology annotation, cellular component: cytoplasm. The coding region runs from base 211 to 1149 and encodes 312 amino acids. Gene Ontology annotation, molecular function: sulfotransferase activity. The record is from RefSeq and is a predicted model, not a curated record.